Molecule: messenger RNA, 318 nt
Organism: Aphanomyces astaci
Lineage: Eukaryota; Oomycota; Saprolegniomycetes; Saprolegniales; Verrucalvaceae
Exons: 1
Coding region: 1-318 (105 amino acids)
Molecular function (GO): nucleic acid binding
Source: RefSeq, a predicted model, not a curated record
AUGGCACGUCCACGCUACAACCACGCGACAGACAACUGGUGGGACGGCAAGAUCGGUAUUUGGCCCUUUGUCGAGCCCGUGACAGCGCAGCGUGACAGUGUGAACCGCAAAGCCGGCACCCUCGAAACAAAUUCAAUUACCGUGACAAAGGACGUGUACCGUACCUUUCUGCUGGACAAGGUCUUGCCUGCAAUCGUCGCCAAAUGGCCGCGCGCCGAUAACACCAUCAAGUUUCAGCACGACAAUGCUCGCGCACAUGUCACGCCAGAGGACGUGAAACUCAAGGCAGCCCUGGACACGUACAAGGCAGUCGGCUAG